Brassica napus (rape) is the source of this 865-nucleotide messenger RNA. Its product is annotated as cytochrome c oxidase subunit 6b-1. The record is from RefSeq and is a predicted model, not a curated record. NCBI's taxonomy places the organism in Eukaryota, Viridiplantae, Streptophyta, Magnoliopsida, Brassicales, Brassicaceae. The coding region runs from base 159 to 647 and encodes 162 amino acids. Gene Ontology annotation, cellular component: mitochondrion; respiratory chain complex IV. The transcript is spliced from 5 exons.
GCUGUUCGAAAAAUAGCCAGAUAGGUCCAGAGAGAGAGCUUAAACCUACCCGAACCAUUUGCUCCGAGUGUUGGUUUAUCAUCAUCUCCGUCUCUCCGAUCGUCGUCGCUCAACUCCACCUGAAGAGUCUCCGAGUUUCUAUUGAAAGACACCCUUCAAUGGCGGAAUCUGUUUCUUCUCAAACUCCGUCGCUCUCGGAGCAAUAUCAUUUGGAGAAAGAAGUGAAGCCUGUUGAAGUGGCACCAGAAGUUACUACUACUCAAGCUGAAGAGGUUGAAACCAAGGAAGAUUCUCCUUCUGAGGAAGCAGUUGAAGACAAGUCUGAGUCUCCUGAAGUGCCCUCUGAAGAGGCUCCUGCUGCAGCUGAAGAAAAUAAUGAGGAAAACACUACUGAAGAAGUUGCCGAGGAGACUCCUGAUGAGAUCAAGCUUGAGACAGCGCCUGCUGAUUUCCGUUUCCCGACAACAAACCAAACUAGGCAUUGUUUCACACGUUACAUCGAAUAUCACAGAUGUGUAUCUGCCAAGGGUGACGAUGCUCCCGAGUGCGAUAAAUUUUCAAAGUUUUAUCGAUCUCUUUGCCCCGGCGAAUGGGUUGAUAGGUGGAACGAGCAAAGAGAGAAUGGAACUUUCCCUGGUCCUCUUUAAGACUACUCCUGCAUCUUAAGAAACAUCAUAUAUCCCCCCAUCUUCCUCUUUUGCUCUUGUUACACUUCAUGAUGUCACCCGAAUUACACUGCAGAGUUUUAAUAAGAUUUUACAACAACCAGCAUGUCUGGUUCUGAUAAGUUUGUAACUCGGAACUCUCGUAUCACACAAUCAAUCUCGAAUAAGUAAAGAAACUCUCGAUCUUAUUGAAACCCAAA